This is a messenger RNA of Fusarium tjaetaba, 882 nucleotides long. RefSeq lists its product as uncharacterized. The record is from RefSeq and is a predicted model, not a curated record. Bases 1 to 882 code for a protein of 293 amino acids. The transcript has 2 exons. Lineage: Eukaryota; Fungi; Ascomycota; Sordariomycetes; Hypocreales; Nectriaceae.
AUGGUUCGCUUUAUCAAGACAGCUUUUUUGUUGAUUUCAGUCCUCGGUUUCACUGAAGGCUUCAUGAAUGAUCCGCCCAACAGGCCACCACGCGCAGGCAAACGUACCCAUCGUGGCUGCUUUGGCGGCCUGUCAGACACGGCAGACCCAGUCAUCAAAGUCAAAGGCGACAGAACCAAGAACACAUGGACUGCCUGCGGCCAAUACUGCCUGGCCAAAGGCAAGCCCAUGGCAUUGCGAAAGAGCGGCAGCGAAAGAUUCGGAAGCUACAGCGCUAUCAAUACCGGUAUGAAGAGCGAGCUUUGGCCUGAUCAGGAUCCGUCACCUGAUGAUCCGAUACCAGAUUGCUUGGGUUGUACGUUCAAGUUGCCCAGUGAUGCCGUGUUUCCAGGCGAGGGCAGUGGUGUGCAGAGCUGUCGGCGCGCUUGCAGAUAUCUGAAGUCGAAGACGUUGAUGAUGUACGACAAGCAGUGCGUUUGCACGAGCGCUACUGUGUCGGAACAUGCUCUUGAUCGCGUCCCAGAGGAAAUGUGUUCUUUACGUUGGGCUAGGAAGCCUUACGGUGGAUAUUCAUAUUCUCUUCGCGCUGCACUUUUCAGCGUGUAUGACGCGAGUGAGCCUGAGAAGCCCGCACCUGACGCAACUACGCCUCAAGGUGCCGCAUCGUCUACUAGCACACAGACUGCCAAGGCCGCUUUGCAGACUUCCGGGCGCUCUGUUGGAGAGAUUAUAGAAGAUGUGGAGACGGAAGUUCAGCUCCAGUUGCUGAUCCUUGAGGGAGGAGUUUGGAAGAUCUUUGCGUGGAUGGGUCGCGUCAUGACAAAGCUGGUUACACCAAGGGAAGGACAUGAAGAUGAUGAUAGGGAGCUUGACCUACAGUAG